GAGAAGCAGAGGUAGAAAGGCAGAGCUAAGACAGAGGAGAUGGGUUGCAGGAAGCAGAAAAGGGUGUCACUGCGCAGAAAACUACACAUUCUGCGAACUCGUAUCAACUCCAAUUCUGCCAAGCGAAGCCUCAUUGCCAAAAGCACCGUUCUGCAAAUAUACAGGCUAAAAGUCAUGUUGGAAACAAUCAAAAGAGAGUAUGCCAACCUCAUAGCAGCAAGAAGAGAAUAUCAAAACCUUCUGAAGCAUGUUCAACAGCACAAGAAUGUGAAAGUAGAGAAGGUAGCAGAAGGAACCUUUGCGGCGAAGGUAACUUGCGAGAAAGGAGGAGACAAGCUGGUCGCCAUCUUAGAGGCCUUUGAGGAGAAAGGCCUGAAUGUGGAGCAAGCCAGAGUUUCGUGCAAUGACGGUUUUUCCAUGGAAGCCAUUGUUGUAGCAGAAGACCAAGCUCUGGACACCAGAAAUAUUGCUGAAGUCCUUCUUGGAGCUAUUGGAAAGCAGAGCGGCGAAAAUUAGUAGUGAAAGGUUCAGAAGACUUGUAGUUAGAAUCUACCAUCACAAUGUACUGUAUUUGUUCAACAUGUUGAUGCAUCCGAGACUAGUUAAUACCAAUUUCCAGUUCCUCUUCUAUAUUACACCAUGAAGUAAGCAAUCCCUCUGCCCUUCGAACUUGAUGGUUGAAGGAUUCUCCAUGCCUUGCCCCUUGGGAAAAUCAGUAAAAGUGAAAACAUGAAGGAAAAAUCUUUCCUCUAACAGUGUUUUGUCCCCUUGUUCAAUAUGCAUAUCAAUGGCAUGUUCAUUCUUGUCAUUGAUGAACAUGAUCUGUAGAUUUUAAAAUAGUAUAAAUGUAAUUUUUUAUUUCUGAAAAGGCAAGAUGAUAAUAUUUUGAA
Molecule: messenger RNA, 890 nt
Organism: Neltuma alba
Lineage: Eukaryota; Viridiplantae; Streptophyta; Magnoliopsida; Fabales; Fabaceae
Exons: 3
Coding region: 40-516 (158 amino acids)
Biological process (GO): regulation of DNA-templated transcription
Cellular component (GO): nucleus
Molecular function (GO): DNA-binding transcription factor activity; sequence-specific DNA binding
Source: RefSeq, a predicted model, not a curated record